Molecule: messenger RNA, 1986 nt
Organism: Phanerochaete carnosa HHB-10118-sp
Lineage: Eukaryota; Fungi; Basidiomycota; Agaricomycetes; Polyporales; Phanerochaetaceae
Exons: 5
Coding region: 1-1869 (622 amino acids)
Biological process (GO): amino acid catabolic process
Molecular function (GO): polyamine oxidase activity; L-amino-acid oxidase activity
Source: RefSeq, a predicted model, not a curated record
AUGGCUCAGACCACUGCUUCUUCUUUUCCUUCUGCUGCUGGGGACCCCGUCAACCAUUAUGCACAGAACGUGAUCAAAAAUUUUCAUCGAGAACUCGAAACUCCUUCGGCAGCCCCCCAGCAGUCUGAAGCGAGGCCUCGCACCCUCUCAUUCGAUGCUGACAAGUACCUCCGCCCCGCAGAACAGCCCAUCAUACCGGUCCCUUCCAGUAACUUGGCCGAGCAAGUGGGUAUCAUCGGGGGUGGAAUCGGCGGCCUCUAUGCUGCGUUACUGCUUCGCGACGCUGGGAUCCCUUCCGACAUCUACGAAGCCAGCGACCGUCUUGGUGGGCGUUUGUUCACGUAUAAGUUCCCCCAGUCGCGUGAAUACGACUAUUUCGACGUCGGUGCGAUGCGAUUUCCCGACACGCCCGCCAUGAAGCCGGUCUUCGACCUCUUCAAGCGGCUUGACGUGAAGACGCUCAAGUACUACUUUAAGGACAAACUUGGCAACUCGACGCUCUUCUACAACGAUAUCGUCAAGAAGAGAACCGACGAAUCGAAGAUUGUGCCGAAGGACUUCAACAUCACCGGCUUGCCCGACAAGUGGGGAAGCCUUGGGGUGGAGGCCAACAUGUCGAACGUCAUCAAACCCUUCAAGGACGGGCUCAUCAAGGACGCGAAGGAACAUUCCGAGAAGGGAUGGGAGCUCAUGAUGGAAUACGACCGAUACUCGACCAGGGGAUACAUGUCCGAUCGCCGCAGCGACUAUCGGCCGGACCUGGACGAGAAAAAGCUCAUGCCUUACCCUGUCAGCAUUGUAGAGUGGUGCGAGACGUUCGAUGGCUCGUCGACGUCGUUCGAUAGGGCCCUCACGGAGAGUGUCCUCGACAGUCUAGCAUUUGCAUACGACGACCAGCCUAUCGAUUGGCACUGCAUCGAUGGCGGAUCCAGUAGGCUGGCUGACAAGCUGGCAGAGUAUUUGGAGAGUCCCGGCGGGCCAUGGCAUAGGGUAUACCGGAACAACUCCGUCACAGGCAUCAGAUACCACAAGGGGUUGAACAUCGUCGGCGUCGCCAAUGGCCGAGGUACAACUUAUUACACUCACGUCAUCACCACCACCACUCUUCCCUGCCUGCGCGCCAUGGACCUGUCAGAGGCCGGGCUGGACUACCCACAGAAGAACGCGCUGCGGGCGCUGUACUACAGCUCGGCGACCAAGAUCGGGGUCAAGUUCAAGACCGCGUGGUGGCAGGACGACGCAGUGAUGAAGAAGUAUGGCGGCUUCGGGGCCAUCGUUGGCGGUCAGUCGUACACCGACAACAUGUCUCGCAUGAUCGUCUAUCCGUCAUACUCCGCCGGGUCCCAGACGCCUUCGACCGUGCUUAUCGCUAGUUACGCCUGGACCGGGGAUGCUCUGGCCUGGACGGGACUCAUGCAGUCUGAGGACCGUAUGAGGCGUAGGCUGCUCGACGAUCUCGCCGAAGUGCACCGCUUCAACGCAAACGGACGGAAAUUCCUGGAGGACCAGGUCGAGUCGAUCUAUCCGUACAGCUGGAACAACGAUCCGAACACCAUGGGUUCUUACGCGUUCUUUGGUCCCGGAGACUUCUCUGACUUGUACCCGCACCUCACUCGUCCAGCCGCCAAAGGCAGGCUUCACUUCGCUGGAGAGGUUGCGAGCGCACGCCAUGCAUGGGUAGUUGGCGCCCUCGAGGCGUCCAAGCUUGCUGUUCAUCGCAUCAUCAGUUCCAGCUACCCAGAGAAGCUCGAAGAGUUCGAGAAGAAGUGGGGACUGCCGGAAGCGUGGACACGAGAGUCGAUUAUGAAGCAAGUUGCUGUUACGCUGGAGGGUGUGUAUGCGGACACUCCCUUGCAGGGUGAACAGUAGGCUGUGCGGGUGGCUGUAAUAAGUUGUACAUCGAAAUAUCUGGUGCAGAUUUUAUACAAGCGGCGGCACCUCAUUCUAUGCAGUUGACUUCAUUGACAACGACGCAGUGCCAGUGCU